UCCCUCAUGUGGCCAAAAAUAUCAAACUAAUGUUGUAAACCGUUCUGACGGAACUACCUAAAAGGCACCAAGCCUUCUUUGGAGGACGAGCAUCAUGAAGAUACACAUAUGGCUACAGAACACAUCUUAUUGCGCUCAGCAAACCAUGCAGGAUGAUUUACUGAUGGACAAAAACAAAGCCCAGCCUAACCAGCAACAAGAUCCAACCAACGUAGACCCUCCCUCCACCCCGACCCCCUCAUCUGAACCCCCUUCAUCGGAGGAGAGUCCGUCGACUGUGACAAACCAAGCAUCUCAAGCGCUGAACAAUAAAGAGAAAUUGCCGAUGGAGUCGCCGAUCCUGCCCGGUUUAAGUUUUCAUCAGCCGCAGGAAACCGGUGGCACCCUGUCCCCUUCAUUUGGAAGCACUUGGUCCACUGGAACCACGAACGCCGUGGACGAUAGUUUUUUUCAAGGAAUACCCUCGGUGAACGGAACGAUGCUGUUCCAGAACUUCCCCCACCACGUCAAUCCGGUAUUUGGAGGAAAUUUCUCACCUCAGGUUGGCUUGGCACAGUCUUCGCAUCAACAGCAGCAAGCCCAGCAACACCAGCAGCCGCAGCAAAGAAGAUCCCCUGUUAGUCCCAACCAAGGUCCAUUUCCCCAGAGAAGCGCAUAUAGCCAUCAGACCAUCAUGAAUAGCAAGGGUUCAUCUUCACCCGCAUCAUCAUCAGCUUGGAAUAAUCACCAAAAUGCCGCUUGGAGCACUGCCUCCAAUCCAUGGAGCGGACUCCAGGCAGGCAGGGACCCGCGGAGAGCUGUGGGCGUCGGGGUUGGCGUAGGGGUUGGUGUCGGAGUGCCGUCUUCCCUAAACCCCAUCUCGCCCAUGAAGAAGCCCUAUUCUAGCAACGUUAUAGCACCCCCAAAAUUCCCAAGAGCCGGUCCCCUCACCCCGAAAUCCUGGAUGGAAGACAACGCUUUUAGGACGGACAACAGCAACAAUUUGCUGCCUUUUCAGGACCGGAAUCGGCCCUUUGAUGCGUUUAGCUUGCACUCUUUGGAGAAUUCCUUAAUGGAUAUGAUAAGGACUGACCAUGACAAAGGUAAACCCCACCCGGCCGGUGGCCCACCAAUGACUAUCGCUGAUAUUAUAUGGAGGAAUCAUUUUGCAGGGCGCAUGGGCCUCAACUUUCACCACCCUGGAGCCGACCACAUCAUGCCAUUGAACACAGCCAGGAGUUAUGGCCGCAGAAGAGGCCGCUCAUCCCUCUUUCCCUUCGAGGACGGUUUCCUCGACGAUGGCCACGGGGAUCCUUCGCUGACCCCCGGGCUGAACUCUCCGACGCGCUGUCAGAACGGCGAGAGGAUGGAGCGCUACUCCAGGAAGGUGUUCGUCGGAGGCCUGCCCCCCGACAUCGACGAAGAUGAGAUCACCAACAGCUUCCGUCGCUAUGGGCACCUGGUGGUGGAUUGGCCCCACAAAGCGGAGAGCAAGUCAUACUUUCCACCUAAAGGCUAUGCCUUCCUGCUGUUCCAGGAGGAGACCUCGGUCCAGGCCCUGAUAGACGCCUGCAUCGAAGAAGACGGGAAGCUCUACCUGUGUGUGUCAAGCCCCACCAUCAAGGACAAGCCAGUCCAGAUCCGCCCCUGGAACCUGAGUGACAGUGACUUUGUGAUGGACGGCUCUCAGCCCCUGGACCCCCGCAAGACCAUCUUUGUGGGGGGCGUGCCCCGGCCUCUGCGUGCAGUGGAGCUGGCCAUGAUCAUGGACAGGCUGUAUGGGGGCGUCUGCUAUGCCGGCAUCGACACUGACCCGGAGCUUAAGUACCCCAAGGGGGCGGGCCGUGUGGCCUUCUCCAAUCAGCAGAGCUACAUCGCUGCCAUCAGCGCUCGAUUCGUUCAGCUGCAGCACAACGACAUUGACAAACGGGUGGAGGUGAAGCCGUACGUCCUGGAUGACCAGAUGUGUGACGAGUGCCAGGGGGCGCGGUGCGGAGGCAAGUUUGCCCCCUUCUUCUGUGCCAAUGUCACUUGCCUGCAGUACUAUUGUGAGUACUGCUGGGCCAGCAUUCACUCCCGGGCUGGUCGAGAGUUCCACAAGCCACUGGUGAAGGAAGGGGGGGACCGCCCUCGACACGUGUCCUUCCGCUGGAGCUGAGGGGGCCAGGACCAGCCCUGCCCUGGUCACCUCCCCGAACCGCCCCCUCCCACUCCCCACGACCAGGGACAGCGCUGAGAACCUCCCUACCCCCCGUACCCACCAACCCACUCUGCUCCCUCCUCCCCCACCUCUUCAACAGCUAAAAGGAUAGCAACAAAUACAUAGGUCUUUCUUUUUCAAACCACACCGCUCUAAACUAUUUUGUCUAGUGUACCCUUGAAAAUAUGGAGGGGAAAUUAAUAAUGAAAGUCUAUCAGCUUAGAAUUUGCACUUUGGCACAAAACUCACUAUACACACAUGAGCUGGUAUGUAAGCCAAAACCUAGUUGUUUUCAAGUUCUCAGUUCCAUGUUCUGGGUGGGUUAGUGUCUCUGUAGGACCCAAGAUGAAACUAUACAGUACAUAUAUCUGUAAAAAGUAUAUUGUUUUAUAUCUAUCUAUAUAGAUAAUUACGUUUCAUGUGAAAGGAGCAUGCACUUAUUUUCCAACAAUAUUGCCCCUAGUAUGAAUAAUUACCAAAGGAAAAAUAAAUUAAUGCAUACUGAAAAAUACAAUAGGUGGCGUAAGAUGUAGCAAGAUUUAACAACUAUCCAGUAGUGUGGGCUAUAGAAGCUCAGAUUGAAAUAACAUGGGCUAUAUUUGCUCUCCAUUUUGAAAUAUUAGUAUUUAAUACCUCAUGAGCGCAAUCGGAUUUAUUUGCUUAUAAUUCCUAGGUCUUUAUUUUUGUAAUAACAUUAUUUUAGUGUUAUGUAAAUGUAAUGCUGCAAUAGCUUUUGCUGCUAAACCCAUGGUAUUACCAGAUACCAUAGUACUUUAUUCAGGCUAAGGUGUUCAAACAACUAUAAUGGCACCCAGUUUAACGGAUGACAAGCUAUCAUAGGAGGAGGGGGCGCUCCUAGAAUAUGAUGGCUAGUUUGGUGGAGGGUGGGGGGUGGGAUUUGCCCCUAACUGCAUGUUUAUUUCAAUCAGGUUGCUGCAUGCAAUAGAUUUUCAGUAUCAUGUCUACUAUUCAAUUCUGCCCAUGUUUGCACAACACAGUAUAGAUGUACGUACAACUAGCACGGAACUGGAAUUAACAGGGAAGACUGGUAAAAAGAAAAAGAUGCCUCCAGUGAGAUGGUCUGGCAGCACUGGAUUGGCUGAGACGCAAUGCCACAGGGCAGUGCUAGCAGACAGUCUCAGCACCGCUAGGCGGUGAUCAACAUACACCCACCAGAUGAGAAAAAACAACCUUACUAUUAAUCAAUCCAAUUAGAUUGUAGGAUACCAUUUAAAACUAUGAUAGGUGAAGUACUUUUUGCAGUGAUUGUUAAUAUAAUUGUGCAAUUUUUUAUACCGUAUGUAGUUAGGUCUGAGUAUGCCUAGAACUGUGAUUCGCUUUAACUGUUGUUGAUGUCCGACAUAGAAGUCCUGUGAAACUUCAUAGUUAGUGUGUACACACGUAUAUACGACCUUGUACUCACAUUCAAACAAGUACACACACCCUCUCACACUCACCGACAUGCGCACACACACACAUACACACACUGACACUAAGUAUGACCCAAACACAUGAAUUGCAAGACAGAAUAACGUGAGCUUGACCUAGAAACACAACUGCUGUUUUCACCUUUUGACAAAGCGUAAGCUCGUGUCCCCCCCCAAAAAACCAAAGAGCUCACUUGUUCAACUUGUACCAACCACCAACACAUAGAGACCCCAGGUGAAACUAAGCUGAUGUGACCCUCGAGGCCUCGAGGUGGAAGGUAGAUCGUUGCAUCUGUGUGGUCAUUGCAAAAAGGAAGAAAGACAGUGAUGAGAGAGCAAAGACAACAUUAAAGCUACUGGAGACUUGUGGUUUAGAAAACAGAGCUCCUCCUCAGCCUGCACAUAAUGUUCUCACUACACGGCUACGGAGUUGUAAUAACAUUGCCAGAACAUGUGUGCUAGCUGGGUUACCAUAUUUAUCCAGAUUUUCCUGCAAAGCUUGAAGUAGAAAAAUGACCUGCUAAAAUGGUGGACAUAUUUUUUUAUUAAAAACCUAUGGUAUAUGGGGUGCAGUUGAAUGGGCUGUGACGCUACUGCAUAGGGUGGGAGGGAGGGUGGGAGCAAAGGGGGGCAUUUAAGAGAUCUAAAUGCAACACUUACAAACUAAGGAUUGGCUGUCGAAUUUGGAGUUGGCUCGGGUUUGAUCAAUGGAGUUGGGGGCUAAGUUACACUGGUUUUAGCAGUUUUGUGGACAAUCCAUCUGGAUCCUCCUACAUCAUUGCGAGUAGACGUGUCGUCCCCCUUUUCUGUGUGUCGUGAUUGUCCCGUGCUGGCACCCCGCAGUCGUACUCUCUUGGUUUUAGUCGCAAACUGUUUCUGGUAAAAGAAAACUAAUCAAAACUAAACAGAAGAUACUUUUUUUACUUAUAGAAAAAAAACUAAAAAGAGGCAAACAAUGAGUAAUAAUAAGUAUCCCUAUGAAAGUGAAUUCUGGGUAUUUUUUGUGAAAUUUCUUUCCCCACCCAGAAGGGUUUUCUAUGUUUGUUCCUUCUCUAUGAUAGACAUUUUGUUAUGCACUACUCUUUGUAUCUGGACAGUUUUCAACAGUCAGCAAUUUUUUUUGUUAAAAGAAAAAAGGAGAAGUGUGCUUUCUGACUGACAUGAUGUUUUGCAAUACCUCAAUUUUGAAAUAUAUUAGGAGAGAAAUUGAUAUUUUCGAAGUAAGUUUAUUCAGAUAAAAAAAAUAUAUAUUAAUUUAAUUAUUCGAGAGAAAUGAUUUAACAGAUGGUUGAUUUUAUUUUUAUCAUGCUUAUUUGCUUUUAUUUUAAGAUUUAUUUUUGGAAAAAACAUCAACUGAAGGAGCUAGAGCUUUAUAACUUUAAUAUAAUGAUGUAGUUAGCUGAAGUACAGAGUCUACCUUAUUACAGAGGAGGUUAGUGUGUGUCCCACUGGUCGGAUCACCGUGGCAAUAUAGUGCCCCCAAACAACCCUAAAAGCUGUAGUGACCCAAGGAAAACACAAGUUCUCAAGUAAGAGAUCUAUAGAAAUAUCUGCUCUAUCAGGUGCUCAGAGAAAACAACUGAAGAUACUUCCCUUGUUUUGUAUAUUUAUAAUCAAUCAUUUACUAUGCUGACCAGAAUUGUGAAAGAAAUCUUCUGUUCAUGUUAUUUUUUUAAGAAAACUUUUUUAUGUUUCCUAAAAGUAUGUGCUCCCUUUUGUUUUGUAAAAGCAACAUACCCUGAUUUGUUAGCCUGACAUUGUUUGAAAAUAGACUUUUGAAGGUCCUUGAGCAGAUGGUGGAAAGAAAAGAAUGUUAUUUUUAAAACUAAAAAUACAAGUGUUUCACCUGUAACUUGUUUGACCGAAAGCCCCCAAGGUGCAUCAAUUGAAUGGUGGCCUUCUAUUCACGCAAGACUUGAAUUAGUCCCAUUUUUUAAGGCUAGGAACCUUGAUUCUUUGUUGUAAUGUGCAAUACUGUUUGUACUGUUUGUAAAAAAGAAGAAAAAAAGAAAAAGAGGCAUAAAUCUUUAUUGCAGAAUUAUUUUCAUUGCAAGCAUUGUGAUUCACUAAAAUCAUUUUCUACUGUGUAUUUACCUACUCUACAUGCUAGUACCUUCCAGUAGUAAUGUAGCCUUUGUACUGAGAAAUUUUUCAUUAUUUUUAGAGAUUUUGCUAAAAAAGAAAAGAAUUUAAACAUAUUUACAUAUUUUCAUUUUUAUUUCGUAUUUUCUUUACAGACUUAUUUCUCAACCAUUAAUAGUUAUUUGUGGGGGAGACUUUCAUAUCUGGUCAAUGUCAUUAAUAUUAUUUUGUAUUUUUACUUGGAAUAAAUUAAUUUUAUGAUGCUAAUUCUUUAAGAAAGUUUAUUUUUUUGUUUGUUCACUUAUUUUUUGAAGCUGAAAAACCUUUGUAAUAUUGUUACUAAAAUGUCUAGAUUUUUGAAAUGCAAAGCUUUAUGUGUUAACUCGCUGAUGUUGCUUACAUUGGUGUGACAAUGAUCUAAGGAGAAAAAAAACCACAUAAGCGUUUGGUAAUUAAUGUUAAGUGAUUGGCAAUGUAAACAAAUAAAUGGGCAAUAAAAUAAAAUGACAGUAUGGAGAAUGGUAUGUUAUAUUAUGGAAGCUGUACAACACUACCUGCCACUCCUACUGUUUCUGCAAAUACUACUAAGUACUUCAACCCCAAUGUGUAUAGUAAACUACAUUUUAUGACCAUGAUAGAUGUCACAACACUUCUUUCGAUGGGAAACAUCAAACUUGUAGAUAAUUCACUCAUGUUGCAUGUCCUCCCCCCGUUUGAAUUAGUGAUAGUAGGUUUGCCCCUGUGGGUACAUCUGGCCAUGUCGAUUGGUGUGAUUGUAUUUAAGUAUGAAUGUAAAUGUUCAGAAUCACUGCAUAGUUGAAUGGAUAGAGGUGUGUUUGUGUAGUCAUAAAAACUGCACUGGUCAAAAUCUUUAAUUUAGAGCUUUCUGCCCCUACUGUUAAACCCCCCGCUCCCCCCACCAACAAAAUUAAUAAGAUAAAAAUCACAUACUUGACAUGGUUAGCAUACAAAUGCCCUAACUUGUAAAUCUAUUUGGCCAAGAUGCGCACUGACCCUCUCUUUUUUCAUGUGCCCUCACUUCUAUUGAUACAUGCUCUAGACGUGAUGUCAUGGAAUCUCUUUCUAACAUGGUCAUCCAAGAGAUAAAAGAAAAAUGUCAACGCUGAUCUGAGAAUGUUAUUUCUAGCUUGCCUUUUAUACCAUUUUUUACAGGUGGUGUUCUACUAAUCCUCGUCUCUUAUACUAAUCUCAUGGUUGCUUUCUCUCGAGGGUCAGUAUUAUACCAUACCACCAAGUAUUUGUUAAUUUAUUGCCCUUUUUUAUUUUGCUAAGUAAACAUUUUAUACCCAAUAAAACCCAUGCAACUGUAAAUGUGCAAAAUGGAGGGCAAAGGUUCAAUAGAAAGAUGAUCGUGUUUGGUGAUUGAGGCCAUUUUCAUAUAAUCUUCUGUAUAGAUACUUCUAUUUCAUGUAACACUAGAUUUGGCUAGUACACUGUAUAUUCACUUAUUGCUUCAUGGACGUUUCUCUCUGGGUAGGUAAACAGUAGGCCUCUUCAUCAUGUGAUCUCAAAACAGGAUAUAUAUAUAUAUAUAUAUACAUAUGUGUAUGUGUGUGUAUAUAUAUAUAUGCAUAUAGAUAUAUAUAAAAAAAAGUGCUCAAUAUUUCUUUUUUCACAGACAACCCACUACUUUUUAAGAUGUACUUUUUAUGUUAUCUGUGUUUAUUUUUAGGUUUGUAAUUUGAUUUGAUAACUGGUUCUAUCUUGACAAGGCUUUGAGAUUGUUGACUUGGACUUGCUUGUCUGACUUUGCAGUAUAACUGUGAUAAAAAAAAAACAUGGAGCUCUAUGCUGCUAAUGCUUACUACUGCUUCAAGUUUGUAGUUCCUACCUUACUUUCCCCUUUUCUGUACUAAUAAGCAAAUCUUAUUAAACGUAGUUGUAUGACGCUGUGAAA
This is a messenger RNA of Osmerus eperlanus (European smelt), 7606 nucleotides long. It is a transcript of the gene cpeb3, whose product is annotated as cytoplasmic polyadenylation element binding protein 3. NCBI's taxonomy places the organism in Eukaryota, Metazoa, Chordata, Actinopteri, Osmeriformes, Osmeridae. Gene Ontology annotation, biological process: negative regulation of cytoplasmic translation. Gene Ontology annotation, molecular function: ribosome binding; mRNA 3'-UTR binding; mRNA regulatory element binding translation repressor activity. The transcript has 11 exons. Gene Ontology annotation, cellular component: nucleus; cytoplasm; neuron projection. Bases 95 to 2137 code for a protein of 680 amino acids. The record is from RefSeq and is a predicted model, not a curated record.